AUGAUUGGCCUCCUGUGCAGUGUGCUCGGUGAGCAAGUCAUAUUACUGCGCAGGCUCGCUCCAGAUGUCCUGAACAGACUGAUCGGCUCACUGAGCAUAACCGGAGGCCAUGCUCAGAUUGAUCUACUCAGUGAGCAAAAGCGGCGAGAGGGUGAGCACCAAUCCGGAAAUGGCAACCAAAAAUCGCCGGGGGAAAUCCAGUACCUAACACGCUUAAAUUUGAACAUUUGGAACCUGGAACCCAAGUUUGGAGUCCCCGGGCGACCACUUGACCCUUCCACCACCUGCUGGCUCCAGUCGAAGCACUGGGGGACAAGCACCCCUAGCCCUUCAACAUUGAAUAUUCUCAGCAUCCAGGUGAGGGUCACCCGCCCAGACAGCAACAUCGAGGUCUAA
Penicillium verhagenii is the source of this 396-nucleotide messenger RNA. RefSeq lists its product as uncharacterized. The transcript has 3 exons. Lineage: Eukaryota; Fungi; Ascomycota; Eurotiomycetes; Eurotiales; Aspergillaceae. The record is from RefSeq and is a predicted model, not a curated record. Bases 1 to 396 code for a protein of 131 amino acids.